Messenger RNA from Pyricularia oryzae 70-15, 4860 nucleotides. RefSeq names its product nod factor export ATP-binding protein I. The transcript has 12 exons. Gene Ontology annotation, cellular component: intracellular membrane-bounded organelle; membrane. Lineage: Eukaryota; Fungi; Ascomycota; Sordariomycetes; Magnaporthales; Pyriculariaceae. The coding region runs from base 1 to 4860 and encodes 1619 amino acids. The record is from RefSeq and is a predicted model, not a curated record. Gene Ontology annotation, biological process: lipid transport; transmembrane transport. Gene Ontology annotation, molecular function: ABC-type transporter activity; ATP binding; lipid carrier activity.
AUGGCUUUUACCAAGGGCGGCGGUGCCACACUCAGCGUGCCUGUCUUUAUCAGACAAACGCGAGCUCUGGUUGAGAAGAACAUCAUCCACCUGCGGAGGAGAUGGAUUUCGACACUAUUCCAAGGGCUCAUACUGCCCCUGGCACUAUUGGGAAUCUUCCUCAACAUCUACAACUUUAAUAAUCCGAAAAGCUCGAACGGUUUCGGGAAAACCUUCAAGAUCAAGACGUUAGCACAGAGCUUCGAGAGUGGCUCCGGGGACCUUGUUUUCGUGUACAACAACACUCUCGGCCCCGAUGUGCCACAGGUUGUGCGCAGGAUCAAGGAGCCGCUGGCUCACUUGUCGAGCAGAUUGGUAGACUUGCAGGAUCCCGAUGCUGUCUUUGAGCACUGCAAGACCAAUUCUCAGGGAAUCUCUGGUUGCCACGCUGCAUUGAUAUUUUUGGACUCUCCUUUGACACCCAGGCCCAACGGUAGCAUUGGCGUCGGUAACUGGAGUUAUGCCAUCCGAACCGAUCCCAGCCGCACCGGGAGCGAAUACUUCUGGUCAGACAAUGUAAAUGUCAACGAGGCAACACCCGUCACCAACGUCAGGGUCCCUUUGCAGAUCGGCGUGGCCUCGGCAAUAACCAACGCUACAUACGAUGCCUCGAUCUUCAGCUAUACCAGCAAAAGCCAAGAGGAAGCCGAUCGUGACAAAUGGAAGGACAUCGCGAGGGAAACACGCGGAAUGAACAGCCUGCUUUACUUCUUGACCCUCAUCAUUCCCGUGUACCACGUUGUGGCUCGGAUCACGACAGAGCGCAAGGAAGGCGUGUCGCAGCUGGUGGAUGUCAUGGGAGGUGGUGCUGCUGCCAGGGUGUACAGCCAUGUCCUGGUUUUCAAUGCCCUCUAUCUACCUACUGCCAUCAUCUCGGGAGUUUUUUACCAUCAAUUCUUGCUCCCUAGAGUGAGUGCCGCCAUACUUAUAUUCUGGUACAUCCUGUUGACCAUGGCUGUCAUCAACUCUGCGAUAUUCGCAUCAGCUUUCUUCCAGGGUCCUCGGAUCUCGAGCGUCUUUGUUGCCGCAGGCUUUAUCGCUCUGGCAGCCGGUGCCAUCCUUGACGAUAACUCGAGGACAGCCAGCGACCAGAUGAACCUCGGCCUCUCGUCCGUUUUCCCCGCCUGCAAUUUCAUGUACAGCAUGGCCUUGAUGAGCUGGAGGGCAUUCAACGAAGAGGGAGUAGACUUUGGAAAGGCCUACUUGGACUUGUGGGAGAGCGAGUGGAUGAGGAAAAGCGUACCGACACACGGCGUAGCCAUGUGGCACUAUUUCAUCUUUGCCAUCCUGCAGAUCAUCCUCUAUCCCUUGCUCGCCGUGCUGGCGGAGCGCCUCGUCCACGGGAUCAGCUACGCGCGGAGGGAGUUCCACGACGACGACACGGCCAAGGCGGCGUCGGCUUCGAUCCAGACGAGCGAGCUGAGGAAGGUCUACAGCCCUUCGAUCUGGACAAAGAUGUUCUGCUGCGGCGCCCGCAGGGGUGCGGUCGUGACGGCCUUGGACGGAAUCGACCUGACGGCGCAGAAGCAGCAAAUCAUGUGCCUGCUCGGCGUGAACGGCUCGGGCAAGACCACGACGCUUGAGCUCAUUGGCGGCAUGCAGAAGUCGACGGCCGGAAGCGUGCAGAUCAACUCGAACUAUACAAAGCUUGGCGUCUGCCCCCAGAAGAACACGCUCUUCCCUUUCCUCACUGUCCUCGAGCACGUCAAGAUCUGGAGCAAGAUUAAGCAUGGCAGCGAGAGCAUCGAGACGCUUACCAAGCUUGUGGAAUACUGUGAUCUUAAGCCAAAGAUUAACAGUCACGCACGGGAUCUUUCGGGUGGUCAAAAGAGAAAGCUUCAACUUGCUUGUAUGUUUGCUGGCGGUAGCGAAGUACUUCUUCUGGAUGAAGUUACCAGCGGCCUCGACCCAGUUUCUCGCAGGGCUAUCUGGAACAUAAUUCUUGGCGAGCGAUCCAAGAGGUCAAUGAUCUUCACCACACAUUUCUUGGAUGAAGCUGAGAUAUUAGCCGAUCACAUCACGCUUCUGUCCAAGGGUAAAAUCAUGUGCCAAGGCUCGGGUGCUGAGCUGAAGAACCGUUUCGGAGAUGGAUAUAUUGUCCAUGUUCCCAAGAGUGACGAGAAACCGGCCCCUGACAUGGGUGUGCCGUCCAGUGUGCACCAGGACAGGGUCCGAUACCACGUUGCAGACACCAAGGCGGCGGCAGCGCUCAUCACCAAGCUUGAGGCUCAGGGGAUUUCUGGAGCUGCCAUGGCGGGUCCUACGAUCGAGCAGGUAUUCCUCUCGCUCACCAAGGAUGUUGACGAGACUCUUCGUAGGGAACUUGGCGAAGACGCAGGCAAUGGACGCACCACGGCGCCAACAUCCGCCACGCUCGUCUCUGGGAAACCAAUCUCGUCAUUCAAACAGGUCUUCAUUCUCAUGAGGAAGCGCCUCACCAUCCUUCCCCGCUACUGGGUGGCCCCCUUGCUGGCACUCGGUCUCGCGGCUGGUCUCCCGGCUGCGCUCAAGCCUCUACUCAUCAACCCGAACAGCCGACCACCCCUUUAUUACGAGCGACCCAACUGCACGAGCCCAGCCCAGGAGUUGAACUGGCUGCCACGGUAUGACUGGUACCGGGAACAGUAUGUGGGGACGUCGUAUUAUCCAUCCUUUGAUGGUCGACCUCAGACAUUCGUCCCCGUAGGGCCCUCAUCCGUGGGCCCGGCGCUGGAAAGGGCUAUGCGUACGAGUCCGGCUGGUGGAAAUUGGUACAACCACACAAGGGACUUUCGUGUCUACCGCGUCGAGGACACGCAGGAGUCGUGGCUCAAGUCGAUUCGAGACUCUCCUAUGGGUGCCAACUAUGGUGGACUUUUCAUCCUCGACAACUCCACGACCUCGUCGUCUGCCAUCAUUGCCAACAGCUUGGAAUAUUCUGCUCCGGCCAUGGGUCUGAUUUCACUGUGGACCGUCAUGCAAAGCGGUCAGAACAUUUCCGUAUCCACCGGCGAGCUCCCGAGGCCUUACUUGACGAGCGUCGACGAAGGUGGCCUCUCGGUUAUGUAUGCAACGUUUGCCACGCUGAUCAUGACGGUAUACCCCAUCUUCUUCGCCUUGUACCCGGCCUACGAGAAGAGCCACAACGUGCGAGCGCUGCAGUAUGCCAACGGAAUCCGGCCGGCGCCCAUGUGGAUCGCCCACCUGCUGUCGGACUUUGUGGUGGUGCUGCUUGUGUCCAUCGCCUUGACAGCAACGGUCGCGGAGCAGAUCCCCAUGUUUUGGAACCCGGGCUUCCUGUUCUUCGUCUCGAUCCUCUACGGCCUGUCGGGUAUCCUCAUCGGGUACAUUGUCGCCUCCAAGCUCACAAAGACGCAACUUUCGGCGUUCAUGGCCACGCUUGUGAUCCUUGAGCUUCAGUUCGUUGGCGCUGUCCUCUCCUUUACGCUGCCGCGAGUGUACAUCGAACCUCUCAAGGUCCAGUCUACAACUGAAACGCUUGCAUGGGCGCUGGGAGUCUUCUUCCCCGUCGUCAACGUUUACAAAUCCUUCAUGGUAGGACUGAACACGUUUAAGAUUGUCUGCCGGAACAAUGAUGGAAUUUCGUACCCUGGAGACAUAAACGCCUACGGUGGUCCUAUCCUUUUGCUCCUAAUUCAGGUCAUCGUCCUGCUGUUGCUCCUCAUCUGGCUCGAGUCGAACAACAGCUUCUCGGCGCUGGCCGCUUUCAUCAGGAGAGUUACAAAACGCAAGAAUGACACCGGACCUCGCUCGAUUGGCUCCGUGGACGAGGAGGCCAGCACUACGGGUAGCGACAUGAUGACCAAGGAGGUUGCCAGGGUUGGCAUGUCGACGACGGACCUUUUGCAGGUGUCGCACGUGUCCAAGGCGUACAAGUCCAACCAGGCAGUCAAUGACGUGUCGUUCGGUCUCGGCGAGGGUGAGAUCAUGGCACUCCUGGGUCCCAACGGCGGCGGCAAGACUACGACUGUCAACAUGAUCAUGGGCGAGCUCCGGCCGGACAGUGGCAACAUCCACGUGCGCGACAUUGACGUGCACAAGCAAACGCGGCUGGCGCAGCGUUCACUGGGCGUGUGCCAGCAGUUCGACGCCCUAGACCUCAUGACGGCGCGGCAGCACCUCGAGUUCUACGCGCGCAUCAAGGGAGUCCCGGACGUCAAGAACAAUGUUCAGGUGGUGCUCGACAAGACGGGCCUGUCGCCGCACGCCGAGAAGAAGGCUUCCAAGCUGUCGGGCGGCAACAAGAGGAAGCUUUCGCUGGGCAUCGCACUCAUCGGCAACCCAGACGUCUUGGUGCUGGACGAGCCCUCGUCCAGCAUGGACGCGGCGUCCAAGCGCGUCAUGUGGAGAACUCUAUCCGAGAUCGGGCCCGGGCGGUCGCUGCUGCUGACGACGCACAGCAUGGAGGAGGCAGACGCCCUCUGCACGCGCGCCGCAAUCCUGUCCAAGAACCUGCUCGCCAUCGGCACCACUCAGGAGCUGCGCAGCAAGUACAGCGACAUCUACCACCUCGACCUCGUGCUCAAGUCGGCGCCGCAGACCAACAUCCACGAGGCAAAGGCCGUCGAGGACUGGGUCCUCUCGCGGUUUCCGGCCGUCAAGCUCGCCGGCGAGAGCCUGGGAGGCCAGAUCAAGUUCACGGUGCCGGCCAAGGACCCCAUCGGGCAGAUGAUGACGGCGCUCGAGGACAACAAGGAGGAGCUGGGUCUCUUGACUUAUGGGUUGGCGCAGCCGACGCUCGAAAACGUCUUUAUAUCCGUGGUCAAGGACAACUACGUCGAGGAGGACGGGAAGAAGAAGAAGUGGUGGCAGCUAUGGUGA